Lolium rigidum is the source of this 1490-nucleotide messenger RNA. RefSeq names its product dihydroorotase, mitochondrial. Gene Ontology annotation, molecular function: dihydroorotase activity. Gene Ontology annotation, cellular component: cytoplasm; chloroplast. The record is from RefSeq and is a predicted model, not a curated record. Bases 77 to 1282 code for a protein of 401 amino acids. Lineage: Eukaryota; Viridiplantae; Streptophyta; Magnoliopsida; Poales; Poaceae. The transcript has 7 exons. Gene Ontology annotation, biological process: pyrimidine nucleotide biosynthetic process; 'de novo' pyrimidine nucleobase biosynthetic process.
CCGCCCCUCUGCUCCACGCUCAUGCCACCAUAGGCGGAGGGAGGUAAAUAAACAGAACACGAAUAAAGCGAGGUCAAUGCAGGUCGCGAUCACAGCCACCGUCUCGGCGCACCACCCGCAUCUGAAGCCUUCGGUGUCGUUCCUGCGGCCAUCGCCUCCGCACCGGGUCCGAAUCCAACCUUCCGCCCACCGCCUGAGCACCAGGGCGAGCGCUAUGGCCUCCUCGGCGCCGCAGCAGCUUACCAUCACGCGACCCGACGACUGGCACCUCCACCUCCGCGACGGCCAAGUGCUGGCCGCCGUGCUCCCCCACAGCGCGAUGCAUUUUCAGAGAGCCAUCGUGAUGCCCAACCUGAAGCCGCCUGUUACGACGACGGUGCGUGCGGUGGAGUACAGGGAGGAGAUCCUGAGGGCGCUGCCGCCGGGGAGUAGCUUCACGCCGCUCAUGACGCUCUACCUCACGGACACCACUAGCCUGGAAGAAAUCAAGAUCGCAAGAAAGAGUGGUGUUGUUUUUGCGGUCAAGCUGUAUCCUGCUGGAGCAACUACCAACUCCCAAGACGGUGUAACUGAUAUACUGGGGAAAUGCUUGCCUGUCCUUGAAGAGAUGGUCAGGCAGGAAAUGCCUUUACUUGUUCAUGGAGAAGUCACGGAUCCUCAUGUCGACACAUUUGACCGUGAGAAGGUUUUCAUCGAGAGAAUAUUAGCACCACUUGUUCAAAAACUUCCACAACUUAAAAUUGUUAUGGAACAUAUCACUACAAUGGAUGCUGUGAACUUCGUAGAGUCAUGCAAAGAAGGUAAUGUUGCUGCAACGGUUACUCCGCAGCAUCUCCUUCUCAACAGGAAUGCCUUGUUUCAGGGUGGUUUACAGCCCCACAAUUAUUGCUUGCCAGUACUAAAGAGAGAAACUCACAGACAAGCUAUUGUCUCUGCUGUAACAAGUGGGAGCAGACAAUACUUUCUUGGUACUGAUAGUGCCCCCCAUGAUAAACGGAUGAAGGAGUGCUCUUGUGGCUGUGCAGGAAUAUAUAGCGCUCCGGUUGCUCUUUCCCUGUAUGCGAAGGUAUUUGAACAGGCUGGUGCUCUUGAUAAGCUAGAGGCGUUUACAAGCUUCAAUGGGCCAGAUUUUUAUGGCCUCCCAAGGAACAACUCGAAGAUUGUUCUGAGAAGGAGCGCAUGGAAAGUACCUGCAACUUAUACAUACGGUGGAGGGGUGAUUGUGCCCAUGUCUAGUGGCAACACUCUAGAAUGGCUUCCGUCCGACCAGCCUGAAGAAUGAACAGAAUAAUACAUUCACUGAUCCAUUUGUGGGGUGAGCAAUAAGUGGACCGGGUCCAUUCUUUCCCCUUUAUGUAGAAUCAGCAUGAAAAACAUGUUCUUCGGAACCUUGCCCCAUGUGGGGUUCUUAAAGAUCAACCCUGUAAGAGAAACUUAUUUGAAACAACAGCAAAUUGUCCUCAAUAAAAGAAGAGGGUUUUGUCGAGUUA